CACAGCAGGCGGUAAACAUUCUGACUCCGCUGGAAGGAGAGGAACAAACAUACGACGACAACUCGCCCCUCGAAGCAGGACCAGGGACGAAGGCCUUUCUUCUAUUGACUCGGAACAUAGCGAAGAACAGGGGAGAGCACUGGGAGGACGACCGCGACGCUCUACCUUUGGAGGCGACGGCGGAGGACCCCUCUCGCAGGUUUCAGACGUGGAUUCAGCGCAGCCGCCCCUGGGCGCCAAAAAGAGAACCCGACCGCGCGUUCCGGCCGGAAGCAUGCCUUACUCAUCGGCUGAGCCGGAUGGCGGCGAUUCGUUUUCUCUGGAAAAAACAGGGGGCGCCACUCGUUUCUCUGAGACGGACACUGCUAGUGCGCCCGACGAUCCCCAUGACCCCGAGGGUACUAGAGGAAGUCGUGGCGGCAGCGAGGGGGGCCCGUCCGAUCGCUCCGGGCCCCGCGCAUCUUCAGGUGUAAAGCCCAAGCGAUGGGCUAGCGGUUCUCUUCCUCAUGUGCUUCCCACGUUGUCUGAGGAUGAGGAGCUCCUCGACGUCGCGGACACAGCAGGCGGUAAACAUUCUGACUCCGCUGGAAGGAGAGGAACAAACACUCGACGACAACUCGCCCCUCGAAGCAGGACCAGGGACGAAGGUCUUUCUUCUAUUGACUCGGAACAUAGCGAAGAACAGGGGAGAGCACUUGGAGGACGACCGCGACGCUCUACCUUUGGAGGCGACGGCGGAGGACCCCUUUCGCAGGCUUCAGACGUGGAUUCAGCGCAGCCGCCCCUGGGAGCCGAGGACUUUUUACCGGGACAAAGGGAAAGUGAACACCCAGGACAACAACUUGCCCAUGGGGGAGGGUAUGGGAGCCCUUCUUCUACACCGGACAGUCGCGAGAAAUUAAAUAAUGAAGAGCUACCGUUGGCGCUGCCAGGCGCACCACAGGGCGAUCUUCCAGCUUCGGGUCCCUCAACGAGCGUUGGACACGAUGAAGAAAGUUCUGACUUAUCAUCUUCAUCUUCUGGCGUGGUGGAUCUACAUGCGGGGUUUGGCCCACGCCCACGCAAUCCCAAUCCCAAGCGACCUCGUGCAGGUUCGUCACCUAAUAUCGGAGUCGCAAGUGGCGACGCGGCGGCUCUUGUGCCGUCUGGGCCUGGUGAUCGCCAGGGCAGCUCUCAAGCACCAUAUUCCGAGGACCUGCUGCCACCAGAUUCGUCGUCCGUAGAUUCUCCGGCCUCGCUUCCUGGCGAUUCGUUUGAUUCGGAGGCAGGCGGCCACCCGCCGUGGCGUGACGCGGGUGCACCACCCAGCAAUCGCAAUGCAGCCGCAGAUGCUACCGCAAGGCCAAUGCCCAAGCGACCGCAGCGUGAAGUGCCCCCGGCAAUCGGUCGCGAAGAGUCGGGUGAGGCCUCACCGGAGGUUCCAGCCUCCAGCAUAUCAGAUUCUUCAGACCAGCAGCGACGCCGUCUUGCUCGCUUGCGGCCAGAUCUUUCCCCUUCGCAACAGGACUCUUUUGGAAACCAAGAUCCAGGGCAGCGACAGGGCAGCGACAGUGGAGUAUCUCUCCCCGAGUCUGACGUAAGUGCGACGGACACGAACACGGACGUAGACGCGACCCAGUCACCAUUAGAUGACGACGACGUCAAUUUUCUCCUGACCGGAAGUCCAUUCCCAACACCAGGGCCGUCAGAUGAGGAAGGUGAAGAGGACAUCGAAACCGAGACGACAGACACAACCGAGAAGAGCCGCGUGAAGGGAGAGCCGGGUCGUAAGGAUGACGCGGCGACGAGUGGUGCUGAUGCACGCCCACCAUCGCCAUCGCCUCCUCCAAUCGAGCCGCCGCCGCAUGACGAGCGCCGCGCGGGCGAUGGUAGCAAUGAGAGUGACGAGUCUUCUCCCGGAGGUAGCAGAGGAGCUAGACGCGACAAGAGGAGAAAAAAUCGAGGACGGAAGCAGCCAAGCCAGGACUUGCUGUCCUCUGGUGACAGCCACGAAGCAAGUCCUGAGAUCAACAGCGGUAGCGAUGCGGGUGCGAGUACGAUAACCCCAACCGGUGAGUGGUCUGAAGGGAGCGACGAUAUUUCUGCGACAGAUGAUUGGAAUCCAGAAUAUGGUGGAGAUAAUAGGCCUCAUUCUGGUCGCGGUACAUCUGAAAUCCGCGAUAGCGGAGGUGUUAGCAACGGUCGUCGACUAUCCCCAUCCCAUCAAGGUCCAGAUGGAGGAUCUCGUCCGCCUGCCAGACUGCGUCCGGCUUCUGACCGCAAAGGCGAUCCGAUAGCUGAUGCGAAACGACAUCCACUGGAUGCGCCUCCUUUCCCAUCGCUGGGUGCAGAUCUUCCACAGGAAGGAGACCAACACCACCCUCCAUCCAAAGGAGCGGAUGCUGGACGAGCACGCAAACCACGCACGACACCAGUGGAAACAAGGCCGACCACACCAGCGAAGAUUUUGACCGACAAUCACGUCGGUGCACAAACAGGAGAAGCCUCUGUUAUGUUGAGUUUUUUUGAAAUUUCCUUGUAUACCGCAUUCCUUGUUCAAUUUGAUAUGCUGCAUGUAGUUGUAAGUACAUCCAUAAUAAUGAUUUAUGAUUGAUUUUCCCGCCAGUACCAAAUGCAGAAGCAGAUACUACAAGGGAGAAUCGUACCGUGACAGUGACAGAGAAAUAACGAUCGAAUAGAAGAGAAAAACAGGAGCAUAAUCUAAUGAUCCUUCCACUAAUGCUGACUCGGGGAAAGGUGGAGCCUGUGUGGGCAUUGCGUGCGCCGUGGUCACGACAAGAUGAAGCGGAUGAAACAUGGAGUCAGUAUAUUUGAUCUCUCGUCUACUUUUCUUGAAUCUUGAUUAGUUAAUAUGUACUACAUGUAGUUGUAGUAGUAUCUUCUUCUUCAUCACAGGAGUAUGUAAAUGUAAGUGAGGAAGUGAUUGAUUGAUGGAUUUUUACUACGUAGAUUAACUUCUACGUUAAGCUUAAGGAUGAGGUCUACUUACAAUAAUUUAUACACCUUGUAGCCGCAGGAGCACCAACGCAGCUGUGCAUAAGUAUUGAUUCUUAUUGCCUUCGUUGAGUUCAACAGCAAGAUCAACUGCAACAUAAUGACAAAGACAAAGACACAGAUUUAUAAUAUAUUUAAAGCAUCAUGUCACAUGUUUUUGAGUUUCAGCAUUUAAUAAACCUCUAUUUCAAACUGAUUAUUAAUAGUAAAAGAACGAAGUGGUUGUAGUGACAAGCCAAUAGUAUAAUUGCAAUGUAGUUGCGGAAUAUUAAAAACAGUUCAAUAUAGUUUCAAAAUCACAAUCACAUGAAACGCGCACGAGCAAAAUAACUUCAAACAUUCUUAUGAAACACAUGAGCAUCAUACUGAAACAUAACUAACGCAUCAGGUUCGGGAGAAUGAAAUGAAAAAUUUAGUCGCUAAAAAAAGGAAAGUAGUUGCUGCAUACAGAGAGCAUUGUUGUACAAAGGACAUGACCAACAGCGUAACUACAGAGCUACAGCAGCAACAACGAAUUAUACUCGAAUCUACUUACUUAAAUGAAUAUCGAACUACUAUUACAACAUGAUUUUCGCAGCGCAGACUUAGAUUAGCACUUAAAUGAUAGAAUCAUAGCAAUAGCAAUGGAAAUAGCAUGCAAAUGCAUCAUAAACAUGAAUAUAAGCAAAAGGCUGUUAUUAGCAGUUGUCAGAAAGACAGAGAACAAGUGCAUGAACGAAGAUGGUG
Molecule: messenger RNA, 3720 nt
Organism: Amoebophrya sp. A25
Lineage: Eukaryota; Dinophyceae; Syndiniales; Amoebophryaceae
Source: the annotation of a GenBank genome assembly